AUGGUUCGCUCUGCGAUGAUAGCAGCCCUUGUGGCUGCGUUUGUCUCGACUGUCUCUGCUCAGACAAGUACCGAGUGCCAGCCCCUAAACGAAACAUGCUCGCCAGACCCGGCACUCUCUACAACUCACACCUGGAACUUGAGUUCUUCUUCACAGCUAGACACCACAGCGUGGAGUAUCACCAAUGGGGUCAUGAACUAUACCGAAGACGCCCUAGGCUUCACCAUUAACAAGAAAAUGGACUCGCCGACAAUCCGAUCAAACUUCUACAUUUUUUGGGGCCGAAUGGAAUACCAUGUGCGAGCCGCUCCUGGCCACGGCGUGAUCAGUAGUGUGGUGCUCGAGUCGGACGAUCUCGACGAAGUCGACUGGGAAUGGGUUGGCUCGGAGGGCAUGCAUGUUCAGUCUAACUGGUUCGGCAAGGGCCAGACAAUCGCCAACACCGGCGUCACUCACAACCUCACCUCCAAUGCCACGCUCGAUUUCCACAAUUACACCACCUGGUGGGAUAGCGACAAGCUCGAGUGGUGGUAUGAUGGUACUCUUCUACGCACCGUGACCUACGAAGAUGCCACCAACAGCUCCGGCACAUGGUAUCCUCAGACCCCCGUCACGAUCCGCAUGGGAAUUUGGCCCGGUGGUGAUCCUUCCCAACCCGAGGGCAGAAUCAUCUGGGCUGGCGGUGAAAUCGACUAUAACGCUGGGCCGUAUACCAUGUAUGUGUCGCAAAUAUUAGCUCAAGAUUUCUCCACAGGGAAGGAGUACAAUUACACGAAUCACAGUGGAGACUGGCAGAGCAUUGCAAUUGUUCCUGGCAACUCAACGAUCGAAAAGGAACUCAACAAAGUGCAUCUAUCCACAGCACAAAAAUGGGACAGAAUGUCCGAAGGUUCCAGAAUAGCCAUCAUCGUGGUUGCCAGUGCAGUCGUUGGCACCGGAGCGAUCGUGUUCCUCUUCUGCUGCAUUCGCCAACGACGAAUCGGCAAGCGCGAAUGGAAUAUCCAAAACAACAAAUGGGUGGAAGAACGUACGGAGAUGAUGAAUAUGCAAGCCGAGUGGAGACAAAAAGGAUAUGUUGAGAUGAAGUAG
Talaromyces atroroseus is the source of this 1089-nucleotide messenger RNA. RefSeq lists its product as hypothetical. Gene Ontology annotation, molecular function: glycosyltransferase activity; hydrolase activity, hydrolyzing O-glycosyl compounds. NCBI's taxonomy places the organism in Eukaryota, Fungi, Ascomycota, Eurotiomycetes, Eurotiales, Trichocomaceae. Gene Ontology annotation, cellular component: fungal-type cell wall. Gene Ontology annotation, biological process: carbohydrate metabolic process; fungal-type cell wall organization. The transcript has 2 exons. The record is from RefSeq and is a predicted model, not a curated record. The coding region runs from base 1 to 1089 and encodes 362 amino acids.